This is a messenger RNA of [Torrubiella] hemipterigena, 2707 nucleotides long. Lineage: Eukaryota; Fungi; Ascomycota; Sordariomycetes; Hypocreales; Clavicipitaceae. The record is from the annotation of a GenBank genome assembly.
CGGGGCUUGGCUGCGGGGAAUGCGGGGAUGUGAUAGUUUAAUUUCUACAGAAUCGAGCAAUUUACGAUAAAACUUGCUCAACCCAAUAUAUAGUUUCGCUAAAGCGUAGCUGCGGAUGGUACCCAAACUUUCGCUACCAGGCUUGAAGGAAAGAGCAAACACAUCACCCGGUUGCAAGUUGUUUGCUCGGAUGCAACGGUAGAGGGGUAGUGCGAAAGAUACUGCACGAUCGCCACAGCGACUUGUUUAGGAGAUGCACGCUCCGGCGUAACUUCUCUUCUCUUUGCCGCCCCGGCGAUACUAUGCUAGAGAGGGGUGCAUAUCGUAGCUGAAUUGAAGCACCAAUGGCGUUGCAGUGUCGGCCUGCAGACACCACCACCAUCUUUCAUCAGCGCCGAGUAGAUAGACUUGUCUCUUUUUUUUGGAGGGGCGCCGUCGGACGGGAUGUUCAUCUUCCACUGAUUAGGCCACGGCACUGUAUUUAACCAUGACGUGCCCUUCACGCACUGCGCCGCCACAGCCGUGUCUCUUAUCUUUUGUCUCUUGUGCUUUUUCAGACUCCUUUUUUUGAAGUCAACGUCUUCUUUGACAUUGUUCGCUAUCAUUUCCGGUCUCCCACCAAAUUGCUUUCUGGUGCUCUUUAUCUCAUCUUAUCUGACGGUUCUCCGCACACCUUGCCCAUGACUCCCCACGCGAUGAGCGAGCCACUCCAGUUUGAAUCGACGCGGCCCCGCAUCCUGAUUCCCGAAAAGGUUUCCCCGGACGGACUUGCACUCUUGCAGCCUCACUACGAUGUCGACAUCAAACUAAGCCUGAGUGCCGAGGAUCUUGUUUCUAUCAUUCCUGCGUACCAGGGGCUGAUUGUGCGAUCAGAGACAAAAGUUACAGCCGAAGUGUUGCAGGCUGGACGCAAGUUGAAAGUCGUUGCCCGCGCCGGUGUAGGUGUCGACAACAUUGAUGUGCCUGCAGCCACAGCCCAGGGUAUUAUUGUUGUGAAUUCGCCAUCGGGAAAUAUUCUCGCUGCUGCAGAGCACACUAUCACACUCUUGCUAGCCACGGCUCGAAAUAUUGGUCGUGCAGAUGGCACUGUCAAACAAGGACUGUGGGAACGCAGUAAAUUGGUCGGUGUCGAAGUUGGGCACAAGAAACUAGGGAUUGUCGGGCUAGGCAAGGUUGGCCUCAACGUUGCGAGAAUGGCCAAGGGUUUGGGCAUGACUGUCAUUGCUGUUGACCCUUAUGCAAACCCAGACAUGGCUCGCCAGGCUGGCGUAGAGCUUGCUACUAACCUAAAAGAAAUACUUCCUGUAAUUGACUUCUUGACAAUUCACACGCCGCUAUUGGCCACCACCAUGGAUUUAAUUAGCAAGGAUGAGCUGCGCAUGAUGAAGCCCACGGCUCGCGUUCUCAAUGUCGCACGAGGUGGCGUGUACAACGAAGCAGCUCUGCUUGAGGCGCUUGAUGAAGGUUAUAUUGCGGGUGCUGGCUUGGAUGUCUUUACCUCGGAGCCACCAGCAGCGGACUCGGUUGCUCACACGCUAGCCAGUCACCCGAAAGUCGUGGCUACCCCUCAUCUCGGAGCAUCUACCGUCGAAGCCCAAGAAAACGUUUCGGUCGAUGUAUGCACACAGGUCGUGGCGAUUUUGCGUGGUGGUCUUCCUACCAGCGCAGUCAAUGCACCCAUCAUUCUACCAGAGGAGUACAACAAGCUGCAGCCAGCGGUGCUACUAGUGGAAAAGAUGGGAUCGUUGUACACGCAGCACUUUGCCCGAAAUAAAGACCGCAUGGUGGGUGGUCGCAAAUUCGAGCUCGUGUACCACGGCGACUUGGCUGGCAUGCCCAACACGAAACCACUGCUGGCAGCGCUCAUCAAGGGUCUUGUUUCCAGCUUUAGCGAAACAUACGUCAACAUUGUCAAUGCAACACUGAUAGCCAAGGAAAAGGGCAUCACCAUCAGCGAGACGCAUGAUCACGACUCUAAGAACCAGACCUACUCCAACGCAGUCACACUUCGGUCCUAUCCAACACCCACAGGCAGCGGCAUCCAGGCGCAAGUGAUUGAAGGCUAUGCGGCGGACAGGCGUCUGUAUAUUUCAAAACUGGACCGUUUCCAUGCUGCAUUCAGACCAGAGGGCACCAUGAUUAUUUUGCACAACUAUGACGAGCCUGGCAAAAUUGGAGGCGUCGGCACUGUACUCGGGUCCCACGGUAUCAACAUUCGGUUUAUGCAGGUGGCCAGUCUAGACCUGGCGUCGGGUAGAAACACACCGCUAACGAGUGAGCAAGCCGACCGCGAGGCUCUGAUGAUUUUGGGUGUCGAUGGUGACGUGACAGAGCCAGUGAUGGAGGGGUUGCGUGCUUCUGAAGGUGUGCUGGAUGUCAGCUUGGUUACCCUGUAAAUAGAGCCAUGGUGCGUCCGAUGUGGCUGCCUCUAGAAUUGAUGCAAGGAGCGCCACCUACUAGCACCGAGUAACAAAUAUAAGCUCUGUAGUGCAUGAAUAGUGUGCAUUGAUUUUCAAUUUGGCUGCAUAUGCCCGAUUCAGGUGGUGAUGCGAAUAGUUUGAGACGGGUGGUUUGGCCGCUAGGCGGGGGGCUGGUGUUAGCGUCUCAAGGGUCCUAUAGGUACCCGCAAAUACACAAACCCGAGAUGAUUGACUGAUGAUCACAAACAAUGGGCGCCUUGUUUCACUUACCCCGCGCUAGCUAGUAG